AUGAUGAUCGGAGAAAGAAACUUCGAUAGGCCAACGGUCCACGUUCCUCCAUGGUCCUUCGCUACCGAUGAUUCCAACUCUUACAUUCUUAGCCCUAAUAUGAAUGUUAACGGAGGCGGUUCCAACGAUGACUACUCUAUUUACACGGCGUUGCAGUGCUAUUUGCCGUCUAACUCGGUUGGAGAAGGGGACUUUACGGUGGACGCUCACACAUGCGAUCAAUUCAGGAUGUUCGAGUUCAAGGUGAGGAAGUGCUCGCGUGGGAAGUCACAUGACUGGACGGAGUGUCCGUACGCCCAUCCCGGCGAAAAGGCUCGCCGGAGGGACCCCCGUAAGUAUCAUUAUUCGGGCACCGCAUGCCCGGAGUUUCGUAAAGGGACCUGUAGGAAGGGUGAAGCGUGUGAAUACGCGCAUGGGGUUUUUGAGUGCUGGCUUCACCCGGCGCGCUAUCGUACGCAGCCAUGCAAGGAUGGGCUUAACUGUAAGAGAAGGGUUUGUUUCUUCGCUCAUUCGGCUGACCAGCUUCGGGUUCUGAGUCCACAAGCCGAGACGUAUGACGGCUCGCCACAUCGCCUUGCAUUCAUACCGUCGCCGGAUUCGGGUUCUCCACCGACUGAAUCACCGCCGAUGUCUCCGAUGACCGCUGCCACCGCCACAUCCGGGAGCUCUCUCAGUCGGUCGAUCGGAUCCAAUUCUAUCAACGAAGCAAUCGCAUCUUUGCGUCAGUUGCAGUUAAAUAAAGUGAACUCUAUACCACCUUCUUGGAAUCUGCAAGUGGGUUGUUCAUCUGGACUGGGUUCGCCUCGGUUGUCCGUUACCCGACCCGGAUGCUUUAGUCUGCCGUCGACUCCUGCCAAACCCUUGACCCGUGCCGGUUUCAGGUGGGACAAGGAUGUUGGGUACGAGGAGGAGCCACCUAUGGAGAGGAUUGAAUCAGGGAGGGAUUUGAGGGUAAGGAUGUUUGAGAAAUUGAGCAAGGAGAAUCCAUUGGUUAGGGUCAACCACAUAAGCUGGAACCUAAACCAGAACCCCGCUCAGGACCCCAACCCUGACGUCGGGUGGGUCUCCGAUAUGUUGAACUAA
Fraxinus pennsylvanica is the source of this 1083-nucleotide messenger RNA. Lineage: Eukaryota; Viridiplantae; Streptophyta; Magnoliopsida; Lamiales; Oleaceae. The record is from the annotation of a GenBank genome assembly.